AUGGCCGAUGCCGCCAACGCCGCUGCCAAGCAGCCCCUGAAGAAGAAGCAGGCUUCGACCGCCAACAAGGCCUAUUUGAUCUUCUACAACUUCGUCUCAACCGUCCAAUGGUCCGUCGUGCUCGGCCGUACCGUCCUGCUGCUCGGCCUGUAUGGGCCUGAGUAUGUCUACCCUAAUGCUGGCCAGUAUACAAAGUGGACGCAAACCUUGGCUGGCUUGGAGGUGCUGCACUCGCUGCUCGGCGUCGUUCGUGCUCCCCUCCUCACCACUCUCAUGCAAGUCGCCUCGCGCUUCCUCCUCGUCUGGGCCAUUGUCGACGUCUUCCCCUUCCUCGCCCUCUCGCCCUUCUACUCGUCCAUGCUGAUCGCAUGGUCCGUCACCGAGAUCAUCCGCUACUCCUUCUUCGCCCUCUCGCUGUCCGGUUUCCAGCCCAAGUUCCUCACCUGGCUGCGCUACAAUACCUUCUUCGUGCUCUACCCUGUUGGCAUCUUCAGCGAGUGCGCCCUCAUCUGGCUCGCCACUGAGCCUGCGGGCCACAUUAACGAGAUGUACACGUGGGCUCUGUAUGCCAUCUUGGCUAUCUAUGUUCCCGGCGCUUAUGUCUUGUACUCGCACAUGAUGAGCCAGAGGCGCAAGGUUAUGCGCAACCUCAAGACCCAGGGCCAGAAGGCUCAAUAA
Fusarium sp. VM40 is the source of this 678-nucleotide messenger RNA. The record is from the annotation of a GenBank genome assembly. NCBI's taxonomy places the organism in Eukaryota, Fungi, Ascomycota, Sordariomycetes, Hypocreales, Nectriaceae.